Sphaerulina musiva SO2202 is the source of this 1744-nucleotide messenger RNA. RefSeq lists its product as uncharacterized. Gene Ontology annotation, cellular component: vacuolar membrane. Gene Ontology annotation, molecular function: amino acid transmembrane transporter activity. The coding region runs from base 188 to 1603 and encodes 471 amino acids. NCBI's taxonomy places the organism in Eukaryota, Fungi, Ascomycota, Dothideomycetes, Mycosphaerellales, Mycosphaerellaceae. The transcript is spliced from 10 exons. The record is from RefSeq and is a predicted model, not a curated record. Gene Ontology annotation, biological process: amino acid transmembrane transport.
CCACCGUUGCUCACGUUGCCGGCCAAACAUCGCCUAUCACGCUGCGUAGCAUCUCUCAAGACGAUUACCAGUAGAGUUGACUAUUGCUCGCUGGACAUUCAUUUCGACUUGCUGUGCAGCACCAAAUAUCGAGGAAGCCUGCGAUAAUUCUUGAUUGGUGAUUUUCGACGCUCCCACUGUCUUCACCAUGUCCUCGUCGCCGUCGACAGCCGACCACGAGAAGAAAGCCUAUCAUGACUCGUCUAUGGUGGAACCGGAAUUGGCCAUCGGGCAGGUCGCAGACUAUGGGGAAGACAAUGAGGUCUUUCGCAAAGAUGGAGAGGUCAACUUCCGUACAGUCGAAUGGCAGAGGGCUUCGGUCAUCUUCCUGAAAGUCAUCUUCGCAACUGGUGUCUUGAGCAUCCCGACUGCGAUGGUCAGUCUCGGAGCAGUGGGCGGCGCCUUCAAUGUGAUAGGGUGGGGAGCUUUGAACACAUACACAGCUAUCAUUCAAGGUGAUUUCCGCAAUAAUCAUAAUAAAUGUCAUUCGAUCGCCGAUAUGGCCCAUGAGGUUGGCGGAGUCUGGCUCAGGGAACUCUGCGGGGCCCUCUUCAUCAUCGCAUAUGUCCUUUGCUCCGGUUCUGGAAUCUUGGGCGUCUCGAUCGGUCUCAACGCGCUUUCUACACAUGCAACUUGCACGGUCGUGUUCUCAUUCGCUGCCACUGUCGUGGUGAUUGCGUGUGCAUCUGUGAGGAAGUUCCAUCAAAUUGGCUGGUUGACCUGGGCUGGUUUUCUUUCCAUCUUUGUUGCGGUCUUCAUUAUUGUGGUGGCUGUUACGCAGAGGGAUCGACCUGCUGCAGCGCCUGCUACUGGAGAUUUCGAUUUGGGCUAUUAUGUUGUGCCGGAAGGUGUUACAUUUGCCGCUGGGGUGGUGGCUAGCUGUACAAUCUUUGUGAGCUCUGCUGGUACAUCGGCGUUUCUUCCUGUUAUCAGUGAGAUGAAGAACCCAAGAGACUAUCGCAAGGCUGUAUAUGUGUGCAUGGGCCUCGUCACGGCCGCAUAUCUGUCAUUCUCUCUAGUGGUGUAUCGAUGGUGCGGGCAGUGGGUUGCGAGUCCUUCUCUUGGCUCUGCUGGACAGACAAUCAAGAUGGUUGCUUACGGGGUCGGUCUUAUCGGCCUGAUCGUGAGCGCAUGCUUAUAUCUGCACGUAGCGUCGAAAUAUGUCUUCGUGCGCAUCCUGCGCAACAGUCGGCAUCUGCAGGCGAACACUCUGACACACUGGAUAACCUGGCUUGGCUGCACCACUGGACUUGGCUUGUUAUCAUGGAUCCUGGCUGAAGCGAUUCCGAUUUUCAACUACCUCAUCGCGCUGACAGGCAGCUUGUGCUUUGCUCCCAUCGCUGUGGCGCUGCCCGGCUGGCUUUGGUUGCACGACCAUAAGCUGUGGUAUAAGGGAACCGCUCGACAGAAGCUGGCAUAUGGAUUCCAUUGCUUCUUGAUCCCGCUUGGUCUGUUCUUCUUGGUCGCAGGGACUUAUGGAGUCAUUGAGGAGAUCGUGGCCGCGUAUGCCGAUGGAUUGAUUGGAUCCGCAUUCUCUUGUGCUGACAACAGUGGCUCUACAUAAUAUGAACAGGGGAAUUUGCGAUGUAGUCCCGUCGAUGGUCGGUAGCUAUGCGAAAUCAUAAGGACUAACACCCUCUGACCGAGGGCAGACUCAUAAACGAUGCACUGCAUGCUUGCUACUAGAUAGAUGUCUUGAGAUCAC